AUGCAGUACAUGACUGACACUUUACCUUUCUUAUUGAAGUAUCAGAAGGCACGUGAAGGCUCUUCUCAUAAACGUAACGCUCAGAAGGAACUUCUCGAAGUAAUAUCACAUCGGUUGCAUGUAGACAAUAGUAUAGAAUUCAUCGGGAAGUUGUUGUUCGGUUCUAAGCAAGGGUCAGAAGUGCUGAAAACUGUUCGCCCUGCAGGCCAGCCUUUAGUGGAUGAUUGGUCCUGCCUCAAAUCGAUGGUGAGGACUUUUGAAGCACACUGUGGAUCUCUAUCUCAGUAUGGGAUGAAACAUAUGCGGUCUCUAGCAAACAUCUGCAAUGCCGGUAUCAGCAAGGAGAUGAUGGCUGAGGUGUCUGCUGAAGCUUGCAUUAGCAUUCCUGCCGGUCGGUGGAGUUCUCUCCAGAAGGGAUUCAGUGCCUGA
Molecule: messenger RNA, 429 nt
Organism: Musa acuminata AAA Group (dessert banana)
Lineage: Eukaryota; Viridiplantae; Streptophyta; Magnoliopsida; Zingiberales; Musaceae
Product: vacuolar-processing enzyme-like
Exons: 3
Coding region: 1-429 (142 amino acids)
Biological process (GO): vacuolar protein processing
Molecular function (GO): cysteine-type endopeptidase activity
Source: RefSeq, a predicted model, not a curated record